Messenger RNA from Amphibalanus amphitrite, 1001 nucleotides. RefSeq names its product endocuticle structural glycoprotein SgAbd-2-like. Gene Ontology annotation, cellular component: chitin-based extracellular matrix. Gene Ontology annotation, molecular function: structural constituent of chitin-based larval cuticle. NCBI's taxonomy places the organism in Eukaryota, Metazoa, Arthropoda, Thecostraca, Balanomorpha, Balanidae. The transcript is spliced from 3 exons. The record is from RefSeq and is a predicted model, not a curated record. Bases 222 to 728 code for a protein of 168 amino acids.
GCCUAGGGUUGGAGACGAUUGGCGAAUAGGGAGAGGAGACGGGGACGGUUCAUUGAGGGAGUCGGGCUGGUGGGGAGUGCAGGGAACACAGGACUGUCCACCUCUCCAGUAGUAGACACCUUCGGUCACAGAAGUCACCGCUGUCGUCCGUUCGAUCAUCGGUGACGGCCUGCGAGAGAUCAUCUGACACCUGACACAACCGCUUUUACCGCCGUGGCACUAUGCAUUCCGUUUUCAGGGUGCUGCUUCUUUUACUGGGACUGAGCACGGUCGCGCUGUCUGCAAAGUUAGACCACCUCAGUCACCACCACGGAGAGUCUGACCUGGCGGACCAGCCUGGCCAGCCCGGCCAGCCCGGCCAGCACGACCAGCCCGACCGAAGCGGUCCGCACGGCCCGCUUCAGAAGGCCCGAGAGACGGCGCGACGGCCGGCGCUGUCCCGCACCUCACAGACUGCUCCGACGGAGCCACCCGUCGUCCCCAUCGUUCGGCUCGAUCACCUGCAACGAGAGGACGGCUCCUUCCAGUACGGAUACCAGACCGGAAACCAGAUCCAGGCGGACGUGGAGGGCCGCCAGAGGCAGAUCGGAGACGCUGCCGGCACGGUGAUGCGCGGCAGGUACAGCUACCUCUCUCCAGAGGGGCACCGGGUGCGGGUGCACUGGACGGCCGACGAGAACGGGUUCAGGGCGGUCGGCGAGAACCUGGGCCUGCCGCCGCAGGAGUAGCACUUCCAGGGGAAGACUGUGCCGUCCGAGACUCGGACACAGAACGGAGCCAGUGAGGGGUAAGAGGGAGGUCAACACUCCACAGUGAGGUCCCUUUUCCAGUGGCAGGGUCAGUGCGGUGACUAGAGUGUGCAGGGACCAAAGUGGUUCGGUGAGGCAGAUAGCCCUUGUUUAGAGUCUGCUCAAUGCUCAUCAGGAGAAAGUGUGACAAGAUUGUCAGCGGUCUAAUUCACGAUGUGAGAUGAAAAUACAUUCACUCUCCGAGGACUAUGC